UUGAGGUUCGGUUUGUUUAGAGGGCAGCGAUUUCCACCAUUGGUGGGGUCUUUGUGUUUUUUUGUGUUUCUUUACUUUUUCUAAAACUAAAGGAUUAACAGACUCACCGCCCGUAUUGAUCUGAUGUCAUGGCUGAAGCAGUAACCCUUCAGGACCAAAUGGAGGAAGGUUUUGAGGAUGAAUUUGGAGAAAUCAUCAAGAGUCGAUCAGAUGAACGAGAAGAUAUUCAAAAGAAAACCUUCACAAAAUGGAUAAACUCACAGUUUUCUAAGGCGGGAAGACCCCCUAUCGACGACCUCUUCACCGAUCUGUGCGAUGGCCGACGCCUUCUUGAACUGCUGGAGAGCCUGGUCGGCAAAGAACUAGUUAAAGAGCGCGGUUACACUCGAGUGCACUCCCUCAACAAUGUUAACAGGGCCCUCCAGAUCCUUCAGAAGAACAAUGUUGAGCUAGUGAACAUUGGGGGAGCUGACAUUGUCGAUGGGAAUCAUAAACUGACGCUGGGUCUCAUCUGGAGCAUCAUUCUCCACUGGCAGGUUAAGGAUGUGAUGAAAGAUGUCAUGGCAGACUUACAGCAGACCAACAGUGAAAAGAUUUUGUUAAGCUGGGUCAGGCAGUCCACUAAAAACUACAAAAACAUCGAUGUGAUCAACUUCUCCAGCAGCUGGGCGGAUGGUCACGCCUUCAAUGCUCUCAUCCACAGCCACAGGCCAGAACUGUUUAACUGGAGUGUGGUGGAGCAACAGCAUAAUGCCAUUGAGAGACUAGACCACGCUUUUACUGUUGCGGAAAAGAAUUUAGGCAUUGACCGACUGCUGGACCCAGAAGAUGUUGCUACAGCUCAUCCAGAUAAGAAGUCCAUCAUUUUGUACGUCACCUCCCUGUUCCAAGUGCUGCCCCAUGGCGUGAGUGUGGAGGCCAUCCAGGAGGUGGAGACCCUCCCUCGAGCAACAGUAACUAAAGAGGAGCAUUUCCUCUUUCAAACUCAACAGCGUUACUCCCAGCAGAUCACAGUCAGUGUGGCACAAAGUCGUGUUCGUAGCCCCUCUCCCUCCUAUAAGCCUCGAUUCAGAAGCUAUGCCUUCACUCAAGCUGCCUACGUCAAGACCCCUGAACAACAAAGGAAAGUCCUCGCCAUGCAGUCUCUCGACAAGCCCGAUGAACUGCGACCGUCCCCCAGUCCCCUGCCACAGGGCUUAAAUGAGCUGGAAAGCUACCAGAGUGCCCUGGAGGAGGUACUGACCUGGCUGCUCUCUGCUGAGGAUGGACUGCAAGCACAGCCGCCCAUCUCCUCUUUUGUCGAUGAAGUCAAAGAACAGUUUCACACUCAUGAGGGCUACAUGGUGGAGUUAACGUCUCAUCAGGGCAGCGUGGGACGAGUUCUGAAAGCAGGAAGUGUGUUGUUGUCUGGAGAGCAGCUCACUGAUGAUGAAGAGAAGGAGGUGCGGGAACAGAUGAAUCUACUCAACUCGCGCUGGGAACAUCUGCGUGUGGCCAGCAUGGAGCGACAGAGCAGGCUUCAUGAAGUUUUGAUGGACCUGCAGCACCAACAACUGAAGCAGCUCUCUGAUUGGCUGGACAUGACUGAAGCUCGAAUUAAAAGAAUGGGCGCACAGCCAUUAGGGCCUGAUCUUGAUGACAUAAAACAUCAAAUUGAAGAGCAAAAACUCUUGCAGGAAGAUCUGGAGCUAGAGCAGGUGCGAGUGAACUCUCUGACUCAUAUGGUGGUGGUAGUAGAUGAGAACAGUGGUGAUAGCGCCACUGCAGCCUUGGAGGAAAAACUGCAGAGUCUAGGAGAACGAUGGGCAGCUAUCUGCAAAUGGACUGAAGAACGCUGGAUGCUCCUACAGAAGAUCCUGCUGUGCUGGCAGCAUUUCACAGAGGAACAGCUGCUGUUUGAUUCUUGGCUCACUCAGGAGGAGGAGUUAGUUUACUCUAUCCAAAGCAGUGGCACAAAUGAUCCGAACGAAGUGGCCGCAAAUCUCCGGAAGCUUGCGAUAUUAAAAGCAGACCUGGAGUUGAAGAGACAGACCAUGGAUAGGCUUUGUUCCCUCGUUCAAGAUCUGCUCACCAACAUUAAGAGCAAAGAGGCUGCUGGGAAACUAGAGGCGAAGUUGGAGAGGUUCGCCCAGCGCUGGGACAAAUUGGUGCAGUCACUUCAACUCACCAGCACCAAGUUUUCAACCAUUGUCACCACAUCCCAGUCGGAGCUCACACAGACAACCAUGGCAACUGUCACCAAGGUGACCACGAACCAGAAAAAGAUGGUGAAGCAUACUAAGGAGGGUCUGUCUACCCCUCCACCUCAGAAGAAGCGACAGAUUGUUGUUGAUUCAGAACUAAGGAAAAGGUUUGAUGUGGACUUCACUGAAAUUCACAGUUUUAUGACUCGGUCAGAGGCUGUUUUGCAAAACCCAGAGUUCUCCAUCUCUCGUAAAGAGGGCAGUGUGGCCGACCUCUAUGAGAAAGUGCUGGCAAUUGACAGGGAGAAACCUGAGAAGUUCAGGAAGUUGCAGGAAGCCACUCGCUCAGCCCAGGCUUUAGUGGAUCAACUUACCAGUGAUGGCCAGAAUUCCGAAGACAUCCAGCAAGCUGCUCAGCAGCUACGUGCUCGAUGGGUUGACUUCUGCGCUCUCCUGGCUGAAAGGCUGGCAUGGUUGGCCUACCAGACCAAAGUCCUGGCUUUCUACAAUCUCUUCCAGCAGAUGGAGCAAGCUGUGGUGACCGCUGAGAACUGGCUGAAGGUGCAAUCGCCUCCCGCGUCCGAGCCAGAGCCCCUGAGGAUUCAGCUUGAGCGAUGCAGGGAUGAGAUCGCUCGCCUCUCUGCUCUUCAACCACAAGUGGAGAAGCUGCAUGAACAACUUCAGGAGCUGAGACAGAAAGAAGAGACGCCCGUCCUCUUUGAUGCCGACAUCUCUGCCUUCCAAGAGCACUACCACCAUGUCCUUGAGGACCUGAGGGCCCGGGAACGACAGCUUGUUCUAGUUCAGUCCAGUCUUCCACCAGCACGUUAUAAAGAGAUAAUGGCAGCGCUGUUGGCCUGGCUGCAGCAAUGUGAGAAUAAACUAGCCAUCCCCUCCACUGCAGUCACAGAGUACCCAGUCAUGGAGCAGAGACUCAAAGACAUCAAGGCAAUUCAAGCAGCACAGAAGGAGCAUCAGAGUGAGGUGGAUGACCUCAAUAAGAUGGCCGAUCAGGUGUUUCAGAAAGCACCACCGGAGAUCUGUCAGAAGUACCGCACCGAACUGGACAAUGUGAUGGUGCGCUGGAGACGCGUGUGUGAGCAACUGGAGGAGAACAUUCAUAAGCUGCAGGAUCACAUGACCAAACUACAGCAGUUCCAGAAUGACACAAAGACCUUGCAGAAGUGGAUGGCAGAGGUUGAUGUUUUCCUGAAUGAGGAAUGGCCAGCUCUGGGAGACGCUGAGGCCUUGGAGAAACAGUUGGAACAGUGCACGGCUCUGGUGAAUGACAUUCACACCGUCCAACCGAGUCUGAAUGGAAUCAAUGAGGUGGGGCUGGCCUUGAAGAGUGAAGCCGAGGUGCCUUUUGCCAUAAAAAUACAGAAAAUGCUGGAUGAACUCAAUGCUCAGUGGGAGCUCAUUUGCAAACAGGCUUAUGCCAAGAAAUCUGCCUUGAAAGGAGGGCUGGAUAUGACGGUGAGUUUGAGGAAGGAGAUGCAGGAAAUGCAGGAAUGGAUCGCUCAAGCCGAGGAAGAGUAUCUAGAGCGAGACUUCCAGUACAAAACACCAGAGGAGCUCCAUAAGGCCGUGGAGGAGUUGAAGAGAGCUCAAGAGGAGGUCCAUCAAAAGGAAACAAAGGUGAAGCUGCUGACAGAUAAAGUCACCAAUUUCAUUUCAAAAGCUCCUCCCGUGGCCCAUGAUGCCCUGAAGGCAGAACUGGAUGUUUUGACUUCAAACUACCAACGACUGUGCAGUCGGCUUGAUGGAAAAUGCAAGACUUUAGAGGAGGUGUGGGCGUGCUGGUGUGAGCUGCUGUCUUAUUUGGAGUUGGAGAACGCCUGGAUGGAUCUACUGGAGAAGAAACUUGAUGAAACCGAAACCAUUCAAGGAGGUGUAGAGGAACUAAAAGAAGCUUUGAAUUCCUUAGAGACCAUGAUAAGGGAGCAUCCGGAGUAUAACCGCAACCAGAUCCGUGAAUUAGCCCAGACCCUUAUGGAUGGUAGAGUACUCGAUGAGCUCAUACACAAAAAGGUGGAGGACUACAAUACACGCUGGGAUGAGCUAAUGCAAAGGGCUCUGAAACGGCGACAGCAGCUGGAGAAGAGUUUGCAGUGGGCCCAUGAGAACGACAAAACUCUCCGUCUCAUUUUGGACUCUCUGAACACCACUGACCGGCAUUUGACUGCUUACAUAGCAGAUGGCAUAGACGCUGCUCAGAUACCACAGGAGGCCCAGAAAAUCCAAACUGAGUUGGACGGUCAUGAGACAACUCUGGAUGACAUGAAGAAAAAGGCCAUUGAGGCUGAUGCAUCAGAAAAAGUGAUCGGAGAGAUUGACGCAACAUAUGAUAAAUUAUUUCAAGUGAAAACCAAGUUCCGGCUUUUCCAAAAGCCAGCCAACUUUGAUCAGAGGUUGAGGGAAUGUGAGCGUGUGUUAGAGGAGGUGAAAGGCAAGUUGGGAGUGUUGAGUGUUCGGAGCGUGGAGCAGGAGGUGGUGCAGUCGCAGCUGGAGCAGUGCAUGAAGUUUUAUAAGAACCUGAGUGAAGUGAAAUCGGAAGUGGAGACAGUGAUAAAGACAGGAAGACAGAUUGUGCAGAGGCAGCAGACAGAUCAACCCAAGGAACUGGACGACAGACUGACGGCUCUUAAAUUUGUGUAUAACGACUUGGGUUCACAGGUGACAGAAGGAAAACAAGAACUGGAGAAGAUUUUAAAGUUAUUGAGGAAGUUUAAGAAGGAGUUAAACAGCCUGACAGAAUGGCUGGCUGCGACUGAUGAGGAACUGACUCGACGAUCUUCAGUGGAAGGGAUGCCAAGUGACCUGGAGGCAGAGCUGGCAUGGGCAAAGGCGAAACAGGAAGACACAGAGCAUCAUAAGCCACAGCUGAAGCUGGUGAGGGAGCUGGCGGAGACCCUGAAGGGUUUACUCCAGAGCCAGGAGAACCUUAUUGACGACAAGGUCAGUCUGCUCAACUGCAACUGGAUCGCGGUGACAUCACGGAGCGAGCAGUGGCUGAAACUACUGCUGGAUUACCAGAGUCAAAUGAAAAAACUUGAGCAGAACAUUGGUCAGAUCAACGCCUGGAUUGAUCGUGCUGAAGAAACGAUGGAUGAUAUGGGAAGCCAGGGCUGCGUCGAGCAUGUUAUUAAGGGUUUGCGGAAGGAACUGGAGGAGAUGAAAGUUAAGGUUGAAGCUGUUCAGGGUCUGGCAGAGGAACUGGUAAAGAAUCGAGGAGAACACUGUAAAGCUCAGGUGGAACCCAAGCUAGAGCAGCUCAAAAAGCGAUUUGACAUCAUCGCCAAGAGGAUUUUAACAGGACAGGCCUCCACUAACGAGUUAGAAGAGUAUCACAGACAGGCUAAUAUAUGGCUUCAGGUGCUGGACGAGGAGAUUAAAUUAGGUGAAAGUCUAAAAGAGGAAGAUUUCCGUGAGGAUGUGUUCAUAGAUGAGGACACACUGAAUGAACUGUUCUUGAAAGGAGAACAUCUCCUCAAGAGAACUCCAAGCGGGGAGAAAAGAGAGGCCGUUAGAGAGAAACACAACCUUCUUCAUGACAAAUAUGACACUCUAAAGAACCUGAGAGCCCUGAGAAAGAAGAAGGCUCUUGCGCUCGCCUCACAGUGGUACCAGUUCUGUAAGAAGACAGAUGAUAUGAUGAAGUGGCUGGACAAAAUUGAAAAGACCAUCGCAGAGCAUCCAGAUCCCCCUGAGGCAACAAGAGUGAAAAUGGUCGGUUCUGAAAUUGAACUGCAGCGUCCGAAGCUGGAGGAUUUGCGCGGACUGGGUCGCGUGCUUUCAGAUGGCGGAGGUGCAAAGCUAGUGGAGCCCCGCCUCCUCCCAGUCAAUAAACGCUGGGCGGAGCUGGAUGUUAAGUUCACUAAAGUGCGCCACAAAAGUGAACUGCAGUUUUUACUACAGUGCAUCGCUGAAAAUGAGGCUAUGUUGAACUCUCCUGAGUGCCGGUCUGCAGCAUUCGUCAACGUACCCCAACAAGAGAAGUGCCUUAAGGAAGUUAAAGUGAAUCUGGAGAAAUUGGAGAGUCCAGUGACAGAAGCUCUGAGCAGGGGUGCAACUGAUCCAGAGGAGAGUCUACUUGUCCAACUACUCAGAUCCAACUGGGAAAACCUCAAAAAGCUUUACCAGGACAGACUGAUACGCUUUGAAAAAAGUAGGAAAUUCAGUGAGGAGCUUAAAAUGCUUGAUGACUGGCUGACUGAUGCGGAGAGGACAAUAGUGAAGUAUGAACAAGACCCUAUUAUUAACCGAGAUCACCUCAAGGAGCUCCAGGAGGGUUUGGAGAAACAGGAAGCUUCUGUGAAGGGUCUGAAUUCUCUCGGGACAGACCUGGUUCCAUUCUGCAGUAAGGAAGAUAGGGACCAUAUUAAACAGCAUCUCGCCUCCAUCAACUCCCGCUGGGCCAAAGUGUCCAAUCAGCUGACUGAGAUCAAGAGACAGUCUGCGGGGGCGAAGAUUGUUCUUGCCCAGCUAAAUGAAGACAUGGGGGACUUCCAGUCCUGGCUGGAUGGUGCAGAAUCUGUAGUUACACUUCCUGUAGAACCAGGUCAUAAAGAACAACUCGGUGCAACCUUAGAAAAAGUGAAGGCUCGGGUGGUGGAAUUGCCAAUCAGGAAGCAAACUCUACAACAGAUCAACAGCAAAGGCUCAUCUCUCCCAGCUGAUAAAGUCAAACCACUGGAGAAACAUCUAAAGGUUAUCAACAUGAGAUGGGCCAAGGUGUCCACUGAUCUUCCUGAGAAGCAAUGUCAAAUUGAGGAUCUCCUCAGAGAUUUGUCUUUGUAUCAGGAACAGCUCUCCAAGCUCUCUAGCUGGGCCUCCGCUACAAGGAGUCAACUCGAGCAGUGUCCUACUGCGAUAGACCCUAAGAUUGAGGAUGAUGUCAAGGAAAAGAAGCCAGCAGUAGAAGCAGUUUUGGCCAAAGAAAGACCACCAUGCAAACCAGAAAAGGGGCAGUUUGAUGGUCUUAGUGUAGAUUGGACUUCCAUUCAAGUUCUACUUAAAGAGUGGAGAAGCAAAUGUCAGCUUUCAGCUGAAACCUUGACUGGUAGUGCUGCAGGAGAUGCAGCGCUUGAAAAAUUUAAUAAAUCAUGGAUGGAGCUUGAUGAUUGGCUCUCUCUUCUGGAUCACAUGGUUCAGACUCAGAGAGUGAUGGUCGGAGAUCUUGAUGAGAUAAAUGAGAUGACGGUGAAACUCAAGUCAGCAUUGCAAGACAUGGAGCAAAGAUGCCCACAGCUGAACAAACAAAUCACAGCGGCUCAAAACCUGAAGAACAAAACCAAUAAUCCUGAGACACGGGCGACCAUUACAGACCACAUUGAAAAAUUACAGGCACACUGGGAAGACUCCCACACCAAGCUGAUGGACAGGGUUCUUAAACUUCAGAACAUGCAUCAGGACUCAAGCAAUUGGCUGGAAGCCAGAAAAAGGGUGGAGCCUCUCAUUAAAAAAGCCAAUGAGAAACUAGACAGCUGGAAGAAAGUGUCUCACAGCAUUGAAAAUUUAAAAGGCCAGAAUGCUGAUGUCAAGCAACUUUCUAAGGAUAUACAGCAGUGGCAAGCUCAGAUGAAUGUCACCAAUGAACUGGCAAACAAACUAUUGACCCUUUAUGCAGAAGAUGACACACGCAAAGUGAAACAAAUGACUGAGAGCAUGAAUCUGGCUUGGGCCAACCUCAAAAAGUGUGCUGGGGACAAGGAAGCGGAUUUGGAAGCUGGAAUGCGACAACUGCAGUAUUUCUACUUGGAUCUGGAAAAAUUCCUUAAUUGGCUUACUGAAGCAGAAACCACAGCCAAUGUCUUACAAGAUGCCACCUUUAAGGAGGGACUUCUGGAAAACCCAGCCACAGUGCGGCACUUACUGGAGCAAUGGCAGGAUCUCCAAACGGAGAUUGAUGCUCACCAGGAGAUGUACCAUUCAUUAGAUGAAAACGGACAGCGUAUUGUGUCAUCUCUGGAGGGGACAGACAAUGCUGCUGUGUUGCAAAAACGGCUUGACGACAUGGGACAGCGGUGGCAUGAGUUGUGUAAUAAAGUUAUGAGUAUAAGGCCUUACCUGGAUGCAGGAGUUGAUCAGUGGAAGCAUUUGCAUAUGUCCUUACAAGAGCUGCUCAACUGGCUUCAGCUAAAGAGGGAGGAGCUAGAGCAGCAGAAGCCAGUAGGGGGCGAUGUGCCGACAGUGCGCCAACAACUCGUCACGCACAAGGGUUUCAGAAGAGAGUUGGGUGCCAAAGAACCUGUGAUCAAUGGAACGCUCAACAAUGUUAAAACCUUCUUAUCUGAGAUGCCUCGUGAGGGUUCUAAACAGAGGCCUGGCCAAAAAGAUGUGAGUCCCGAAGAGAGGGUUCAAAAUGUGUGCCGCAUAUUGCGUAAGGAAGUGGAGGAUGUUACGGUGCGAUGGAAGAAUCUGGGUGCAGCUGCCGUUGACUGGCAACAACAGCUGGAGCUGGCCUUGGAGAGGCUAAUGGAGCUCCAGGAUGCCCAGGAUCAGUUGGACUUCAAGCUUCGGCAGGCAGAGACUGUGAAGAAUUCUUGGAAGCCAGUUGGGGAUUUGGUUGUAGACGAUCUGCAAAACCACAUAGAGAGAGUUAAGGCAUUUCGGGAGGAGAUAGCUCCCAUCCAGGAUAAUGUUAAUCAGGUCAACCAACUGGCCUCCACAUUCAGACCCCCCGACAUUCAGCUCUCUCCAGACAACCUCAGCAGAAUUGAUGACCUCAACAUGAGAUGGAGGCUUCUACAGAUCUACAUUGAAGAACAUCUGACCCAGUUGACCACAGCCUAUGGGGAUUUAGGGCCACAAUCUCAGAAUUUCCUAGAUGCUUCGGUUGAAAGUCCUCUUGAACGCUCUACUUCGCCCAACAAUGUCCCCUACUAUAUCAACCACCAGACCCAAACAACAUGUUGGGACCAUCCAAAGAUGGCAGAGCUUUACCAGUCUUUAGCGGAUCUCAACAACGUAAGGUUCUCUGCAUACAGGACGGCAAUGAAGCUGAGACGAAUGCAAAAAGCUCUCUGCUUGGAUCUAUUGGGCAUGCCUGCAGCUUGCGAGGCAUUUGAGCAGCACAGUCUUAAACAGAAUGAGCAAUUUAUGGACAUUGUGCAGGUGAUCAACUGUCUGACCAGCAUCUACGACCGUCUGGAUCAGCAGCACAGCAGUCUGGUCAAUGUGCCUCUGUGUGUGGACAUGUGUCUCAACUGGCUGCUCAACGUCUAUGAUACAGGACGAGCUGGAAAGAUUCGUACCCUAUCCUUCAAAACAGGAAUAAUCUGUCUGUGCAAAGCUCACCUUGAGGAUAAGUACAGAUUUUUAUUCAGAGAGGUGGCCAGUGCUACAGGCUUUUGUGACCAGAGGCGCCUUGGCCUUCUCCUGCACGACGCCAUUCAGAUCCCCAGGCAGCUGGGUGAGGUGGCAUCUUUCGGAGGGAGUAAUAUCGAGCCCAGUGUGCGCAGCUGCUUUCAGUUUGCCAGUAACAAACCAGAGCUAGAGGCUUCCGUCUUCCUGGACUGGAUGCGUUUAGAACCUCAGUCGAUGGUUUGGCUUCCUGUCCUUCACCGUGUGGCGGCCGCUGAGACAGCAAAGCACCAGGCUAAAUGCAACAUUUGUAAGGAAUGUCCUAUUAUUGGCUUCAGGUACAGAAGUUUAAAGCACUUUAACUAUGACAUCUGCCAAAGCUGCUUCUUUUCUGGCAGAGUGGCCAAAGGUCACAAGAUGCAAUACCCUAUGGUUGAAUAUUGCACACCGACUACAUCAGGAGAGGAUGUGAGGGACUUUGCCAAGGUGUUGAAGAACAAGUUCAGGACAAAGCGCUAUUUUGCGAAGCACCCUCGUAUGGGUUACCUCCCCGUACAGACCAUCCUAGAGGGAGAUAACAUGGAGACUCCUGUUACACUGAUCAACUUCUGGCCUGUUGACCAUCCGCCAGCAUCCUCACCACAACUUUCCCACGACGACACCCACUCACGUAUCGAACAUUAUGCUAGCAGGCUAGCUGAAAUGGAGAUCCGGAAUGGCUCGUACAUGAAUGAGAAUGUAUCGCCCAAUGAAAGCAUGGAUGAUGAACAUCUACUGAUCCAACACUACUGCCAGAGUCUGAAUCAGGGCUCUCCUCUCAGCCAGCCGCAGAGUCCCGCUCAGAUCCUCAUCUCAAUGGAGUCUGAAGAGAAGGGAGAGCUCGAGAGUGUCCUCAAUGAUCUGGAGCAAGAAAACAGAAAGCUGCAAGCGGAGUAUGAUCGUUUGAAAAAACAACACAACCACAAGGGCCUGUCGCCGCUGCCAUCACCUCCACAGAUGCUGCCGGUCUCACCCCAGAGUCCACGCGACGCAGAGCUGAUCGCCGAAGCCAAACUACUGCGGCAGCACAAGGGUCGCUUAGAAGCGAGAAUGCAAAUCCUGGAAGAUCACAACAAACAGCUUGAAUCGCAACUCAAACGCCUUAGACAGUUACUGGAGCAGCCACAGACUGAGUCCAAGGUGAAUGGCUCUACCCUGUCCUCACCCUCCACUGCCUCCCCGAGAUCUGACACCAGCCUGGCCUCACUGCGUGUGGCCGCAAGCCAAACCACAGACACAAUGGGUGAUGAUGAACUGUCCAGUCCCUCACAGGAUGCAAGCACUGGACUAGAGGAUGUGAUCGAGCAACUCAGUUAUUCCUUCCCUCACAGCCAAGGAAGCGGACGGCUAAACCCAUGAAAGGUCCAAAUAUGGGAAGUCUUUUUCACAUGGUUGAUAACAUUGGACAUGCCAUGGAGUCCUUGGUUAGUGUAAUAACAGAGGAGCAGGAUUUAGACUGAAGAUGUCUUCUCGCUGCAUGCUUUUGUUGUGUCAACAACUAGACAGGAUAUGUUUACAAUUGGGAAAUCAAUAAAAAUCUAUUUUUCUGAAGGAUCACGGUUCCACAAUGUAGAUUUGAUCUUAUUAGUUUCAGAAGUUUCUUACAGCAAGUCUAGAAUGGUUUAUUAUGAAAAAGGUUUUUAAACUUCUAUGCAAUUGUACAAAAAUAGAGAGGUGUGUGAUAACAUGUAACAUUGCGUGCCAUGUCUUUGUACAGAGUGGAGCGCAUUUUAAAAGUGUUUUAUCUAAAUGAGUGACUGCAUAUAUGAAAGGGUGCUUUAUCAACUAAUUUUGUUUGUAACAAAAUAACAAAUGCAUAUUAAAAGGCAAGUCCGUCAUCUGUAUGCGGAAGUGUGUGUAUGAAAUGUGUCUGUGUGUAACGUAACCUGUCUCAAUCAACUAGAGCAAUCAUUAUGCUCAGAAAACAAGCAUUUCAUGUCAGUUAUCAUUUUAUUUUUUAUUAUUAAUAGUAAGUCAACAUUUAAAAAAAUGUACGCCAUUAACUUCAUUAAUAAAUAUUCCUAGUCAUAUUGUCAGCAAUACAUUGGUGCACAUUAUUCCAAAGAAAUAAAAUGUCUGCCUCCAUAAUCCUUCAUCAAAAUGUAAUAACUUGCUCCACCUCUGAAACCACUUUCCUUUUCGGCUUGAGUUUGCUUAAGGAUCAACCAAUGACACUCUGGUUUGGACUGUCUACAUUUCACCAUAAAAUCUAAUCAAGUCCCGAUGCAUAAAAUCCUUGCUAAAAGAUGCAAAAAGUUCCAUCCUACAAAUCCUAUUUCUCAUUAAAUAUCCUGUUGCACGCAGUAUAAUGGGUUGCGAAUGUCAUUUCAUGUUGACUUUAAAAUCAGCUAGAAGUUUUUAAACUGUCUACCUCAAAGAAGCCCUGCUCUAUCCAUGUUUAUUAGUGGAGCAAUAUGUAUCAUUGUUAUAUUUAUAUCUUAAUGACUCCAUGUUGGUUACAUUUCCAGCUGUGAGAGAUGAAAAUCAUAUUGUCUGUAAUCCCACACCAGAGAUGAAAUCAAUUCCUAGCCUUUGAACCCCUAUUAGCAUACAAGUGUUUUUAAGUAUUGAAUCUCAGCCUUAUAGCAACAUGAAUGCAAUUUGUAAGUAAGGAGAUCCCAAUGAAAUUAAUAAUUACUUCAGUAAUAAUUAUUAUCUUGUAAUAUUGGAAUGUAAAUAAAAGGUCAAAAGUGGAAAAAGUAUAUUAAAAGUGCCAUUGAACAACUAAUCACAUCUUUAUAUCUUUAAGUUAUUUAUUACCAUUGAUAUCAAAAAUGUGCAAACUGAUAACAGUUUACAAAAUGCCACCUGAGACGAAAAUAUUCCACUUUGUUACAUUUGAGAUUGUUUCAGUGUGUAUGACAUGUUUGUCUCAUUAUUUGACCUUUUUGCUUUUUUGUGAACAAAUAUAUAGAAAUAAAUGAUCAUGAUGUAUGUGUAUACGCAAUUUACGACAAAAGAGUUUUGCACCUUGGGGAUGAGCAUGUCCAGAUUACUACAUAUUUAUAUCUAAAAUGUGCUUUUUGAUUCUAACACUUGUUCUGAAAUCAUACAUUUUAUUUGUAAUUGCAAAAGUAAUAUUUUACCAUGAAAGGAAAUAUAAUUGUGGUUGUCUUAACUUGCCGUUGCAUUAGCUGAUAAAAAUGGAAACACAUAGUGCCAUCUUUUUGUCUUGUUUCAUUGUGGAUUCAUUUUGCUUCAGUGCAGGAAAAUGACUGCAUUAUAAUCAAACAUAUUCAGCAAUAUCUGUUCU
This is a messenger RNA of Xyrauchen texanus (razorback sucker), 12780 nucleotides long. It is a transcript of the gene dmd, whose product is annotated as dystrophin. The record is from RefSeq and is a predicted model, not a curated record. The transcript is spliced from 79 exons. Bases 129 to 10886 code for a protein of 3585 amino acids. NCBI's taxonomy places the organism in Eukaryota, Metazoa, Chordata, Actinopteri, Cypriniformes, Catostomidae. Gene Ontology annotation, cellular component: plasma membrane. Gene Ontology annotation, molecular function: protein binding; zinc ion binding. Gene Ontology annotation, biological process: synaptic signaling.